Ciona intestinalis (vase tunicate) is the source of this 2249-nucleotide messenger RNA. Its product is annotated as atypical kinase COQ8B, mitochondrial. The record is from RefSeq and is a predicted model, not a curated record. Gene Ontology annotation, biological process: ubiquinone biosynthetic process. Lineage: Eukaryota; Metazoa; Chordata; Ascidiacea; Phlebobranchia; Cionidae.
AUAGUAUUCACAGGUUAGGUUGUAUUUUAGGUAGUCAUAAUUAUAACUUGAACUAAACAAUGCAACGUGUUUCUGAUCUAAUUUGGAUGAGCCGAGGAGUGAUCAAAAUUGGUCAAACAUGCGCUCAAAACACAUGUAAUGAAAUCGGUUUUGCAUUACGGGCCAGUAGUGUUACUGGACCCUUAAUGGAACAAUGUGAAAAGGCAACUGGAGUGUGUAAUGUAUCUGAAUUCGACGAAACAUUUGACAAAAACAUUUUUGAUGAAGAAGAAGUCUUCUCAGAACUUGUCGGAGCAACAGAAGUCAAUGUAGCAUCAACAACAACUGAGCCACUUACUGGCAAAGGUCCAACUCGACAGUACCACACAAGCGCUCACCCUUUCUUAAGACACAACUUCAUGGUUCAUAAAACCAACCCACGAACUUUGGGCAGGAGGUGCUUAUUGUCUCCACAUAACAGGCAUCUUCAUACAUCUAACAGUUUACGUGCGUUUACUGCUGAUGAAUUAGCAGCCAUCGCAAAAGUACAUCGAGUUAGGAAUGUAGAGAAAAAAACAAAGAAACCGGAUUCAAAGAUGGACAAUAUAACUUCGGAGUCGAAAGAGCGAAGGGUUCCGACAUCAAGGCUUGGCCGGUUGGCUUCUUUUGGGGGUCUAGCAGCGAGCAUGGCGAUUGGCUCCUUAUCUGAUGCUGCAAAGAAAUCAAUUGGAGUAUCAGAACAGAAAUCAAACAAAAGCUCCCUGGCUGCUUCAGUAGUGUUGACUGAAGCAAACAUGGAAAAAAUCGUGGCAACACUGUGUAAAGUUCGAGGUGCUGCACUUAAGCUUGGCCAGAUGUUAAGCAUACAAGAUGUUUCUGUUGUUGACCCAAAACUAAUUGAAGUUUUUGAUCGAGUGCGUCAAAGUGCAGACUAUAUGCCAGCCUCCCAAAUGAAGAAAGUUUUAGUUGAAGAAUUUGGUUCUGAUUGGAGAAGCCUUGUGAAGGAAUUUGACGAGAAACCUUUUGCUGCUGCAUCAAUUGGACAGGUUCAUCGGGCGGUGCUGCACAAUGGGAAAGAAGUUGCAAUGAAAAUUCAAUAUCCAGGUGUUGCCGAUAGCAUUAACAGUGACAUUGACAAUCUGGUUUCACUUCUUAAACUCUGGAAUAUAUUCCCAGAACAGCUAUACAUUGAUAAAUUUAUUGAUGUUUCUCGUCGUGAGUUGGCAUGGGAGUGUGAUUACCAACGUGAAGCAGAAUUCAUGAAAAUGUUCAGAGAAGUACUUGCUGAUGAAGAAAUGUAUGGAGUUCCUGAAAUUACACCUCAACUCAGUGGAAAACGUGUGUUAACAACAGAGCUUAUUACAGGGAUUCCUAUCGACCAAGUUGGCAACCUCAGCCAGGAUGAACGUAACUAUGUUGCUGCAGCAGUGUUGCGAUUGGUUUUACGUGAAAUAUUUGAACUACGUUGCAUGCAAACUGAUCCUAACUGGGCCAACUUCUUCUACAAUGAAGAGCAGCAAAAGUUAUGGUUGCUUGACUUUGGAGCAAGUAGAUCCUACUCGAAACAAUUCGUGGAUGAAUAUAUUGAUGUAGUUAAAGGGGCAGCAGAUGGCGACAGAGAGCUCGUUUUAGAGAAAUCUAAAAAACUGGGAUUUUUAACAGGAUAUGAACCACAAGUGAUGAACGAUGCACAUGUGGAUGCUAUUAUGAUCCUCGGAGAGCCGUUCGCAUCGGAUGAUGUAUUCGACUUCAGCACCCAAAACACCUCCAGUCGAAUCAUGAAUAUCAUCCCAGUUUUUAUGAAACAUCGUCUCUCCCCGCCUCCGGAAGAAACUUAUUCUUUACAUCGAAAGCUUUCAGGAGCAUUUCUUAUUGCGACCAAGCUCAAAGCUAAAUUUGCCUGCCAGAAAAUGUUUUUUGACAUUUAUGAAAAAUACUGGCAAGAAAAUGUGAAAACAUCAUAGCAUAUGUUAGGAUAGCAUUUUCUAAACAGAUAUAAAAAAGAUCAUUUUUGUUUCUGACUUUGCAUAUCAUUACCACUCAAAAAAUAUACAAUAUCCAAAAUUAUACAAAAAGCUCUAAAAAUAUACAAAAUCCAAAAUAAUACACAAAACCCUAAUAAUAUACAUUUUUAAUCUUAUAUAAAGUACCAUGUUAUAGAAAUCUGAAACACAAUUUCUUUAAUUUCGUUUAAUACUACAUGUAAGGGGCAAUAUCAGAUUUAAUAAAAUAAAUUGGUAAUACAUUUUUCCUUAAAAUCAAUGCAAAUA